ACAUCUUGGGAGUCAGCGAACUGGAAGAUAUCAAACUGACUUCGAGCAAUAAGCGAUCAUAAGACGUAGCCUAACUUUACGCACAGGGAAACAACUUCAGCAUCCAAAAUGAAUGUCUCGCAAUUGAUGGUCUGUGGACUAUUAAUGGCCCUGUUUUCAUUCAGCACAGAAGAAAAGUCAUUAAUCCCUGCGCAAGAAAAGGCCCUUAGAAAUAUGCUAGGAGAAGAGCUUUCCGAAUACCUGGCCUCUGGGGAGCGAGAGAGGAGUCUAGAGAGCGCGAGAUCGCGUCUGUUGCGGGACCUGCAGGUGAACACUCGAGCCAGGGGCAUGUGGUCCCGCAUCAUGAACGACCAGCCUGCUUCUCGGAAACAGAAGACGGGAGUCAAGAAAGGAGCGUCCACACCAGUCCGCGGUGGCUGCUUCGGACACAAACUGGACAGGAUUAGCACCCUAAGUGGGAUGGGCUGUUAGGAACACACCAGCACAACAGAUCAUAUGAAGAUGAAAGGACAACUUUGCUUUUAUUGGUCUACAUCUGAAGAAGAAUGGCAUCUUUAUUCAAGAAACAUGUUUUUAGGAAAAUCAUCAUCAGCAUUAUGGAGGCCUAAAGCAGAGACAAACACAUACAUAAAGUGAAACCAUUACAAGCCAGACGGCAGAGUGUAGGAACUACAGCGACAAAGCUGGAUUGUCUCUGCUGUACAUUAAUAACACCUGCAUAUGUGUGCUGUAUUUAUGUUAUAAAAACUAUUUAUAUGUUUAUAAAGGAUAUAUUUAUAAAUAUUACUUUAAUUUAUGUAACAUUUUGAAAAGGAUGCAACCUGCAAGUCAAUUAUGUUUGUGUCUUUUUAUCUUAGAUGGCUGUAAAUGUUUGAAAAAUAUUCAAAAGAGAGAAAAAGAAACAUAUGUAUGAUUGAGUCUCUAAGUAGGAUAGAUAUAUUGAUUGGAUUUCAGUCUAUCCUCAGAGUAAUUUGACUUCAUUUAUUAUGACCCAUUAUGUCUUAUGUCUACUGGAGCCAUACUGGCUCUCCAGCACACUAUCCUUAUAUUUCAUCAUAAUAUACAUUAACAAUCAACUUUGUGUUUAGAUUGAAUCCCAAACAUAGUUACACUAACAUAUAUAACAUUUUGCUUGAAAUGUAUGCUUAUUCCUUUGCUAUACUGUUGGAUGUGAAUUUGUGCAAUUUCUGCUUGACAUACUUGUAAACAGGACAGUAUGAGUUUUUGCCAGUCACUUUGAGAAGUGUUGAGGCAUGAAUAAACAUACAUGAACAAAUAAUAUUAAUAGUUAUAACUACGGUAAAAAUUAAAGAAAUUGAUUUUGGUCAUUUAA
This is a messenger RNA of Conger conger (European conger), 1333 nucleotides long. Its product is annotated as C-type natriuretic peptide 4-like. Lineage: Eukaryota; Metazoa; Chordata; Actinopteri; Anguilliformes; Congridae. The coding region runs from base 109 to 471 and encodes 120 amino acids. Gene Ontology annotation, biological process: receptor guanylyl cyclase signaling pathway; cGMP biosynthetic process. Gene Ontology annotation, cellular component: extracellular region. The record is from RefSeq and is a predicted model, not a curated record. The transcript is spliced from 3 exons. Gene Ontology annotation, molecular function: hormone activity; hormone receptor binding.